CCAUGGCAACUGCUUCUGUCAACAGAAAUCUUGGACUGGCUCACUCCUGCACUCCGGCUCUGUGCUCUGCCAUUGGUUGGCUGAAUGAAAGACUUGCAAACUUGUGAAUGCAUAAUGCAUGUCAGUUUACCUUUGGAGCGUUCUUGGGCUCAUUUUCAGGUGAGCACAAUACCUGCCUGCAUCAAGACACUGAGUACCCAAAGAACAGCGCUGAAUCUCGGUGACCCUAACUGGAGUCAACAAUGGAGCUACUGGGAUCCACACUGACUGCUACCUAUGCCCGUCCAAAAACCAGCCACUUCCUCCCGGCCAUCUCCACCAUGGCUUCCAGCUACCGUAACACCCAGCCUGCCCUGGUCAUGAACCCCAGUGCCAACCUCUGGAGGACCAACAACUAUUACAAAGGCGGCAGCACGGUCCCGACACCUUCCUUAUCCAUGCAGCGAGAGAAUUUAGAUCUGGUUCGAGCCAAGACCAUGUUCUACCCCUCUAACAGGACGGCACUAUCUACCCGCUACACUCCUGAUGACUGGUACAAGUCCAACCAGAACAACUACAGGGAGUCUGAGUCGUCCAGGAAAAGUGCGGAAAGACUACGGAAAGACACCAUAAGACUCAUGCAGGAUAAGGAGCAACUCACUAGGCAAACUCAAGAGCACACGAGCAAGAACAUUGGAGAGAGGCUCAACGACAUUAUCUUCUGGAAGUCGGAGCUGAGCCAUGAGAUUGACAACAUGGUGACAGAGAUAGCUGCCCUCACAGAGGUCAAGAAGAGGCUGGAGAGAGCUUUGGCUGAGACUGAGGGGCCCCUUCAGGUGUCUCAGGAGUGUUUGUACCACAGAGAGAAACGGAUGUCCAUUGAUCUGGUUCAUGAUGAUGUAGAGAAGGACCUCAUGAAGGAAGUAGAAGUCAUCAAGUCCUGUCAGGAGAGGAUGAGGCGGCAUCUGGACCGAGCCAUUGCUCAGCUGGCGUCAAACCGAGCUGCUCAGCAUGAACUAGAAAGAGACAUAAGUGACAAAGUGACAGCUCAGAGGAUUGAUGACAGGUGCCACCAUCUGAGGAACACAUCAGACGGUAUCGGAUACUACAGGGGGAUUGAAAGGCUCGACCCCUCUCUUUCUCUUCCAGACUCAUGGUCCAAGUUCACUGAUGACAACAUCCUGCACUCCCAGAGCCAACGAGCGGCCUCCCACAAGCUCAGAGACGAGAUAGAGAUCCUCCUGAACACCACAUCCAACGAAAUGUGGAACCAGUUCAACAACGUCAACGUGGCCUUCACAAACCGCAUAUCAGAAACAGCUGAUGCUAAGAACAGUCUGCAGACACACCUGGCCAAGACUCUUCAGGAGAUCUUCCAAACAGAGAUGCUGAUCGAGACUUUGAAAAAGGCCAUCAGAGAUAAGGAGUGUCCUCUAAAAGUGGCCCAAACCAGACUGGAGGAGAGGACCCGCAGGCCUAAUGUGGAGCUCUGCAGAGACAACCCACAUCACAGACUUGUGAGUGAGGUGAGAGAGAUCGAGGACACCAUCCACAAGCUCCAGGAGAGGCUGAUGGAGGCCGAGAACACUCUGCAGACUCUGGUUAAAACUAAAGUGACCCUCGAGCACGAUCUGUCCAUCAAAGCUAACUCACUCUUCUUAGACCAGGAGAAAUGCAUGAGCAUGCGGAAGAGCUUUCCCAGCAUGCCCCGUCUUGUGGGAUACACAUAA
Cheilinus undulatus (humphead wrasse) is the source of this 1709-nucleotide messenger RNA. It is a transcript of the gene tekt3, whose product is annotated as tektin 3. The record is from RefSeq and is a predicted model, not a curated record. NCBI's taxonomy places the organism in Eukaryota, Metazoa, Chordata, Actinopteri, Labriformes, Labridae. Gene Ontology annotation, biological process: cilium movement involved in cell motility; cilium assembly. The transcript is spliced from 8 exons. The coding region runs from base 243 to 1709 and encodes 488 amino acids. Gene Ontology annotation, cellular component: microtubule cytoskeleton; nucleus; sperm flagellum.